Mauremys mutica (yellowpond turtle) is the source of this 2065-nucleotide messenger RNA. Its product is annotated as glycogen synthase kinase-3 beta-like. Gene Ontology annotation, biological process: negative regulation of TOR signaling; negative regulation of canonical Wnt signaling pathway; extrinsic apoptotic signaling pathway in absence of ligand. Bases 1 to 1374 code for a protein of 457 amino acids. Lineage: Eukaryota; Metazoa; Chordata; Testudines; Geoemydidae. The transcript has 11 exons. Gene Ontology annotation, molecular function: ATP binding; protein serine/threonine kinase activity. Gene Ontology annotation, cellular component: cytosol; axon; cytoplasm. The record is from RefSeq and is a predicted model, not a curated record.
AUGAGCAGCGGCAGCGCCGGCCCCUCCCGGGCCCGGACCAGCUCCUUCGCCGACGCCGCCGCGGGCGGGGCCCCCCCCGGCCCCGGAGCCCCCGCCCCGCCCGGACCCCCCCCGGGGGCCGCGCCGGGCGCCAAGGCGGGGGCGGCGGGGCCCGGGCCGGGGGGGGGCGGCGGGACCGGGCCCUUCCCGCCGGGCCUGAAACUCGGCCGGGACAGCGGGAAGGUGAGCACGGUGGUGGCCACGCCCGGCCAGGGCCCGGAGCGCCCCCAGGAGGUCUCCUACUCGGAUAUCAAGGUCAUCGGGAACGGCUCCUUCGGCGUGGUCUAUCAGGCCCGCCUGGCCACCUCCGGGGAGCUGGUGGCCAUCAAGAAAGUGCUGCAGGACAAGCGCUUCAAGAACCGGGAGCUGCAGAUCAUGCGCAAGCUGGAUCACUGCAACAUCGUGCGGCUGCGCUACUUCUUCUACUCCAGCGGGGAGAAGAAGGACGAGGUGUACCUGAACCUGGUGCUGGACUUCGUGCCCGAGACGGUGUACCGCGUGGCACGCCACUUCACCAAGGCCAAGCAGCCCAUCCCCGUCAUCUACGUCAAGGUGUACAUGUACCAGCUCUUCCGCAGCCUGGCCUACAUCCAUUCCCAGGGGGUCUGUCACCGCGACAUCAAGCCCCAGAACCUGCUGGUGGACCCCGACACCGCCGUGCUCAAGCUGUGCGACUUCGGCAGUGCCAAGCAGCUGGUGCAGGGCGAACCCAACGUCUCCUACAUCUGCUCCCGCUAUUACCGCGCCCCUGAGCUCAUCUUCGGGGCCACCGACUACACGUCCAACAUAGAUAUCUGGUCAGCGGGCUGCGUCCUGGCUGAGCUGCUGCUCGGUCAGCCCAUCUUCCCCGGGGACAGCGGAGUGGACCAGCUGGUGGAAAUCAUCAAGGUGCUGGGGACGCCGACGCGGGAGCAGAUCCGGGAGAUGAACCCCAACUACACAGAGUUCAAGUUUCCCCAGAUCAAAGCACAUCCCUGGCUAAAGGUGUUCAAGCCGCGGACCCCGCUGGAGGCCGUCUCGCUGUGCAGCCGCCUGCUGGAGUACACGCCUGCCACCCGCCUCUCCCCGCUGGAGGCCUGCGCCAACGCCUUCUUCGACGAGCUGCGGGAACCCAGCGCCCGCCUGCCCAGCGGGCGCGACCUGCCCCCCCUCUUCAACUUCAGCGCUGUGGAACUGGCCAUCCAGCCCUCGCUCAACACCUCCCUCAUCCCACCCCACCUACGGGCGCAGAGCACCUUGCUGGGGUGCGCGCCCGGCCCCCCUGCCACACACGGCGCUGACCGGAGCCAGCCAACGCCGGGGGACGGCGCGGGACCCAUCGCCAACGCGUCCUGAGGGGCUGGGCUGGGGGGCAGGCCCCCUCCCCACCCCAUGGACUUGUCUGAACUGUGAACUGGGUGGGGGCGGUGCCCACGGACCACACGGAACCUGCUUCCCAUUGGCUGGGGGGCAGCCAGGCACAGGCGACGCUGCCCCUUGCUAACCCACCAGGCCUCAGUGUGGGGGCGCUGGUCAUGCUGCUUUCGCAGCCCCAUCUCUGGAAGGGGCUGGGGGCCGGGGGGCUCAGGCCCCCUGGAUUUUAAGUUGCUUUUGGUUUUUAACAUCCCACCCCACUGCCCCCCUCCUCUCCUAUGCUGCUGUCCUGCAUGGGGUGCAGGGCCUGGCCCCCCCCAGGGGAGAGGGGUGCCCCUUCCCCUGUGCUGUGGGGCUAGGGGGGGAUCCUGCAGUGGGUCAGGAGUGGCUGGACAUGGGGUGUCCCCCAGGCAUUCCCCCCAAAAGCCCCAUGAUCAAGGCUCUCUCCUUGGUGGGACGGGCACAGCUCUGUGGGGGGGAGUUUUUAUUUCCCCUCCUGCCUGCCCCCCCUGUAAAUACCCCUCCCCGUAAACCAGUUUCUUUUACCGAGCGCUGUGUACAUAGAGGAGUUUUUCUUAAUCUGAGUGCCCCCCCGCCCCCCCCAAUGUGUGUUAGUUUCUCUUACGUUCUGGCUCUGUACAGGCACCCGGUUCAAUAAAUUAUUGGCAUGAAA